GUGUGUUUUGUCUUUCAUGUAUUUUUGGUUGAGUUUCCUAUGUAAAUUUCUUCUUCUAAUCAUAUAAAUAUGAAUGAGGUUUUUGAGAUUGAAAUGGUAUUAUUGAUGCUUCUGUUCUGAUUCUUGUCUGACAUGAGAUGGGAUUUAUCUUUAGCUGUUGUAUUUUAUUGUUGUACGUUUCUAUGUGUCCCACUUUUCAUCUUCUUAAAAAUUACAGUUUUACUAGUUUAUGUUUUUGGUUCUUGAAUCCCAUUUGUCAAAUGUUAAUAAUGCUUGAAGGAAUAUCAAUGAAUUUGAUCAAUGAUAGUAGCAAAUAUUUGAUGUUUGAUCUCCUUGUGAGCACUUAGGUAAAGUAUCAACAACAAUGGUGUGUUACAUUCUUUCAUCUGUUGAUGUUUGCUAUCUUUUUCGUUCAAGCGGUAUGCCACUACUAGUUGGAAAUGGUCUAUAGUGUUGGAUAUGAUGUUGGUUGAAUUUCCAUAAUUUUCUGAAUUAGGCUCCCACUUAGCACUCUUGAUGUGUUUUUAGUUCAUCAGGAGAAGUGGAGAAUGCAAUUCAUGAAUCUUUUUUCUCAUCUCUAACCCAUUGAAAGGGGGGGACUGCACUUGUUGCAGUUGUAAGGUGCUUCGUUGUUCAUAAAUGUCAUGCUAAGAGAUUUAGAGACUGAAUUUCUAUAAUGGGUGCUUGUGUAUCAUCUCCUUAUUUAGCAACUAAACCAUCAAAAAGUAAUAGAGUAAGGAGGUACUACAGACACUCCAAAAAGAGACACGUGAAAUCAGCUUCAGAGGUAAACAGGAAGGGAGGUCACGUGUCCACUGAUUUCGCUGUUAGUGAGUUUGUCCACACAACUACCAAAUGCAGAAGAUCAUCAGUCUCUAAUUCUACUUUCCAUCUCACUCAGCUGCAAUUUCACCACAGUCAAAUUGAUGUCAAUGCAAUGUACCAGGAAGAAUGGUUUGACACAGUCAGCUUACUGGAGUCCGACUCCGAUGAUGACUUUAGUAGUGUACAUGGAGAUUAUGCCCCAUAUGCAAAUGGACAAGUUAUUCACUGUGAAGUAGAUACCAAGAGUAAUCUUAAAGACUUGUUCUCAAGUAAAGAUGGAGUAAUGCUAAUAGAUACCCAAAGAAAAGAGCGUUCUGGCUUAGUGAACAGUGAAGAUUCUGGUUCCGUGAAGACACUAAAACUAGACCGGGCCUACUUAAGUUUUAACGGUAUCAAAGUUGAUACUAGUGAGCAUGAUGAUAAGACGUCCGAGACCAUAUUGAAGUCUGUCUUGCCUGCAUUGGUUCCCACCUUAAGUGUCAACAACAAGAUGCACAACGCAGAAACCCAAUCUCAAAGAAAGUCAGCAACUAUUAUCAGGCUCUCCAUCACUCAAAAGUCUAUCGAGGAAGAAACAAAUAAAUUUUGUGCAUCAGCAACAAAGUAUCUUUAUUGCCCUAGGGCCGGCUUAUUGAUUCCUUGUAUAACUGACGGAAAGCCAACUCCUGGAAGUUGGUCCGAGAUUCUGCCAUCCACUUUUAAGCUCCGUGGACCUAGCUUUUUCAAAGACAAGAAGAAGAAUCCUGCACCAGAUGUCACUCCUUUCGUUCCAAUCGGCGUGGAUCUUUUUGCAUGCCCGAAAAAGAUUAACCACAUUGCUCAGCACUUGGAACUGCCUUCUAUAAAAUCGGAAGGGAGAGUGCCCCCACUGCUAAUUGUUAACAUUCAGCUUCCCACAUAUGCACCUUCUAUGUUUCUUGGCGAAGGGGACGGGGAGGGCUUGAGCCUCGUACUAUAUUUUAAGCUCUCGGAGACUUUUGAGACCGACAUAUCUCCCCAUUUCCAAGAAAUGAUCAAGAGAUUUAUCGAGGACGAAAAGGAGGUUGUUAAAGGCUACAGAAAAGAAUCAACUAUUCCUUUCAGAGAAAGACUGAAAAUCAUGGUUGGAGUGGUUAAUCCUGAUGAUCUCGUCUCAAAUAAUACGGAGAGAAAGCUUCUUAACGCGUACAAUGAAAAGCCUGUUCUUUCUCGCCCUCAGCACAGCUUCUAUGAGGGUACCAACUACUUUGAGGUUGAUCUUGACAUUCAUCACUUCAGCUUCAUAGCAAGGAAGGGACUUGAUGCAUUCCGUGAGCGGUUAGGCAAUGGAAUAUUGGAUCUUGGAUUGACAAUUCAGGCUCAGAAGCCAGAAGAGCUUCCGGAGCAGGUCCUAGGCUGUGUGAGGUUGAACAAGAUUAGCUUCGUCAACAAUGGGCAAAUACCAACAAUCGUGAGGCUAGACGAUGUCUGAGUCAAGCAUAGAUUUUUUCGGAAAAUGCAAGAAAAAAAUGGUUUAAUUUGUGGUGUGGUAUUAGUGUUGGAGGUCCAGCAAUCGCAUGACCAAGUUUGAUGAUGUAAAUUAUGUACUAAUUGCAUUACCCAAAAUUAUGUUUCAAUAGAGAUUGAAUGCAUAACUUUCCAAUGUUUGAAUGUUCACUGUA
This is a messenger RNA of Salvia splendens (bonfire salvia), 2465 nucleotides long. RefSeq lists its product as uncharacterized. The transcript is spliced from 10 exons. Bases 677 to 2275 code for a protein of 532 amino acids. Lineage: Eukaryota; Viridiplantae; Streptophyta; Magnoliopsida; Lamiales; Lamiaceae. The record is from RefSeq and is a predicted model, not a curated record.